GAUCUGGUAUGAUAUUGAUUGCAGAAAUUUCUAUACGACUCUUGCGAAUUUCAACCUUGUUCUUCUCCAUGAUUUAGGAAAACUACAACUAUUUGGUGCACGAUCUAAAAUAGCUGCAGGCUAAUCCUCCGCUAAUGUUCAUAAUGUUAUGUGGUACACAAUAUGGGUAUUGGAUCUUAUAGAAUUAUAGAGUUGGCAGGGUCUGAAAAUCAUGGUGUUGGUGUUUCAGCCUAUCAAACGCUAACCCGUCUCGCGGUGCGCCACCGCCUGUCGCGGCCGCCCCCGCCACCUCCCGCCGCGGCCGCCGCCCCAGCUCCAGCCGUGGCUGCCGCCCCACCUCCAGCCGCGGCCGCCGCCCCCACGUCCCACCGCGGUCGCUCCCCGCGCCAACAACCCCUUCCCCCGCCACCGCGCCACGGGUCCACUUCGCCAUGAGCUCCAGCGCCGACCAUCCCGCCGCUGCUCGUGAUCCCCUCUUCCAUCAGCUCCACUUCACCGGAACCGAAAAUCAGCCAAGAUACACAACAAACAUAUCAACCGCAGCUAUCUGCUAUGCGCACAUGUGUGAAAACAAACUUAUUAAUCCUUUGCCGUAGACAAUACUGAAGCACUAACACAAACAAGAUCCUUCUGAAGAUAGUCUCUGAAUGCAAAUGAUCAUGACUUAUGAAUUUGGAGCCAUGGCCCAUGUGUAGGCAAGGGCAAUGAUCCCAUUUACUACUUGAGCGGUCCAACAUAGAUUAUUGAAGGUUGUUUCUGAAGUUGUGAUUGACUGGAACCAAAGGAAAGUUGGAGACUUUUUUGGUGUCAAUUGCUUGGAUUAAGUGGGAGUGAAGAUGUUCUUUCUGUCUAUAUCUGGUUCUAUUAUUGGCAAAUUUGUGCCUUCGAGAUUGCUGCGAGUGUUUGUGUUCUCGAGCUGAAAAUUUAGAUUAUUACCAUGUUUGGUCUCCUGAAUAUAAAUCAUGAUUCUUUGCAUCUCAAUUGCAGACCAGCAGACCUUUCCGUCCUCAUAUUCCCCGGAUUCGUUUUCUGCGAUCGAGCGCCCGAGCGGUUGCAUCUCGACGGCAGUUCCCUUUACAACCGAGUUAGCUUUAUACUAUGAGCAGUGAGCAAGUCAUGUAUAAAGCAAAAACAAAAUAUUGGUCUGCUAUCAAAUGGUACAUUUAUUUGAACUCUAAGGGCAGGUUCAGGGUCUCAUGAAGAGGGCAUGUGUUUGUAUUAGAUCAGAAGGUUUUGCAGUUGACAAGCUUACAGGUUUGAGCACCCCGAACAACGGGGUGGACCCUUUGACCUGUGGGUUCUGCUGGUACCAAGAGAAGGAGGUUCCUUUUAACCUGCAGGAGCUCUACCAAUGGCAGCGUGCUUUCCUUGACAAUGACGUGGUACUGCACGUAUGCAAGAUGCAGCGAGUGAAAUCGGCGCAAGAGGGCAUCUUGCAAGCAGCAACAAAUCCUAUAUUAUGGGACCGAGCAGCCGCGAUGGCCACUAGAAAAGUUGGCUCUUGCUUUGGUGUUUGGUGGGCAGCCGCAUCCCGCCCCUCCUCCAACCUGAGCUACUGUAGAUUACAAAUGCUGGGUGCAAAACUCCAACAAUACUUCCAUCUGCAGCAACAAACUCUGGUAGAGUUAACUCACGUCAGCAUAAGGCAUGAAGCUUUGGAAUUUGCAGAAAAAGUACUUACACUAAGAGGGCACCAUGGUACAUGUACGUGUCAAAAACAUCAAGUUCAAAACUUCGUGGCAUGCUUCCACCCAAUGAUUAGUCAACAUGAUAUCAAAUUUCAAGGAACCAUUGGUGCGCAUAUGCUACUGCCACAAAAUCAAUUUCCCAUCUACUUCUUAUUUCAGUCACAUGAAUGGGAUCAAUGCAAAGUAAGAUUGCAUUCUUAUUCCAUUUAUUAUUGCCCAAAUCAUUUAUCAUAGUUUAGACGGCAUACUCAUCUUGCUUCUAGUUUCCUCGAAUGGUCUCUCAAUCCAUGUACCAGAUCAUUAGAUGGCACGCAUGUAUGAUGUAUAUACUUUGCCUUUACUCUGCAUUUUUAUUUGUCCUUUGUUUAUGUUUCGAUGCCCAUAUUUCAGCAAUUAGCAAGUGCUUCAACAUACUAGGAAGAAGUUCUUGUGGUCCGGAGUUGGAAGGAUCAAUAAAAACAGUAAUCAGUGACUUGCUUUCUUUCUGAAAACAUAUCUGAAAGGAGGCUUGUUUGAAGUUCUUGUGGUCCGGAGUUGGAAGGAUCAAUAAAAACAGUAAUCAGUGACUUGCUUUCUUUCUGAAAACAUAUCUGAAAGGAGGCUUGUUUGACAUAUGUUUCGAUGCUCAUAUUGCAGGGUUUAGUGACUGCAUCAACAUUGUAGGAAGAAGUUCUUGUUUUCUGGAGUUUGAAACAUCAGUAGUACGCUUUUGAGAUGCUCUUAGACCCUUUUUUUUUUACAAACACAACAAUGUAGCUACUCCAUUGAAUAACUUACCUUGUGUUGGUAUUCAUCGUUAUAAAUAACACUGAGUCUUGU
Messenger RNA from Triticum aestivum (bread wheat), 2507 nucleotides. RefSeq lists its product as uncharacterized. Lineage: Eukaryota; Viridiplantae; Streptophyta; Magnoliopsida; Poales; Poaceae. The record is from RefSeq and is a predicted model, not a curated record. The transcript has 10 exons. Bases 1197 to 1922 code for a protein of 241 amino acids.